Molecule: messenger RNA, 3770 nt
Organism: Esox lucius (northern pike)
Lineage: Eukaryota; Metazoa; Chordata; Actinopteri; Esociformes; Esocidae
Gene: ufl1
Product: UFM1-specific ligase 1
Exons: 19
Coding region: 177-2561 (794 amino acids)
Biological process (GO): protein K69-linked ufmylation; regulation of proteasomal ubiquitin-dependent protein catabolic process; response to endoplasmic reticulum stress
Cellular component (GO): endoplasmic reticulum membrane
Molecular function (GO): UFM1 ligase activity
Source: RefSeq, a predicted model, not a curated record
AUCUAACGAAGAAGAAGUUAUGUUGACGUGUGGAUUUGAUAGUCACUAGCCUACAAACGUUAGCUUUGCUGAACAUGGUUCAGCUAGUACAAUAGCUAGCUAAUCAUAGAGCUGACGUUUCGGCUUCGGGCAGAGCUCUAGUUAUUUCGCUACAGUUUUAGAAGCCAAAAAAUACGAUGGCAGCCGCCUGGGAUGAAAUCAGACGUCUGGCAGCGGAUUUUCAGAGAGCACAGUUUGCUGACACAGUGCAGAGGUUGUCCGAGAGGAACUGCAUUGAAAUAGUUGCCAAGCUGAUCGAAGAGAAAAAGUUGGAUGUGUUACACACAGUUGAUGGCAAGGAGUACAUCACUCCCUCCCAAAUCAGUAGGGAGAUCAAGGAUGAACUCUACGCACAUGGAGGUCGUGUCAACAUUGUGGACCUACAAAAGAUUAUCAACGUUGAUUGGGUCCAUGUUGAGGCCAGAGCAAAUGACAUCACUAGAUCUGACAGGAACAUUCAAUUGGUGCUGGGGCAACUUAUCGAUAAAAACUACCUGGAUCAGAUCGCUGAAGAGGUGAAUGACAAACUACAGGAGGCUGGCAUGGUGAACAUCCCAGAACUAUGUAAAAUCCAUGACCUUCCCGGGGAUUUCCUGACUGAGGAGCUGUCCAAGCGCAUAGGGAAAAUCCUCCAUGGCCAGAUGGACGAGUUCAACAGGGGAGUCAUAUUCACCCCUGCGUUCGUGUCUCGCCACAGGGCUCGCAUACGGGGUCUUUUCAGUGCUGUUACACGGCCAACAUCAGUUAGCAACAUGAUCGCAGUCUAUGGUUUUCAAGAACAUCUCCUUUACUCUAUUCUGGAGGAACUGGUGAAUACUGAUCGUCUGAAAGGCACUGUGGUGGGGGGCCGGCAGGACAAAGCUCUCUACAUCCCAGACAUCUACUCCAAAACACAGAACACCUGGGUGGACUCCUUCCUCAAACAGAAUGGAUACUUAGAGUUUGAUGCCUUGAUCAGGCUAGGCAUCCCUGACGCAGUGAGUUACAUCAAGAAGCGUUUUAAGUCCAGCAAGCUGCUGUUCCUCAGGGCAGCCUGUGUGGGCCAAGCCCUGGUAGAUCAGGUGGAAGCCUCUGUGGAGGAGGCUGUCAACUCUGCCACAUGGACCGAUGUGCAGCCCAUUCUGCCCAGCUGUCUGUCCAUGGAGGACGUUGGCAUCAUAAUUAACGAGGCCAUGAGAACGACCAACGUGCAGUCGACCGCCAGGGUCCUCGGAGACACGGUGGUGGUCAGCGAGAAGUUCAUCAGCAACUGCCUCGCUCUCUUUGAUGAGGCGAUGCAGCAUAAAGCUCAGAAGGAAGUCAAGAACAACCCGGUUUUCCUGAUUACAGAAGAAGAUCUGAAGCUCGGCUCUAUAAUGACAGAAAGUACAGCCCCUUCUAAAAAGGAGAAAAGAGAGGCGGAGAGAAGGAAAAAGACUACAGAGGGCAGCGGCUGUAAAGGAGGUGGUGGAGGAUGCAACGCCCGGGAGGUCAGGGUACGGAAAACCAAGAAGAAGACCAGGAGGGAUGACGACAGUGACGAGGAGGCGGCGGUCACCCCGCAAAAUCGUAACAAACACACUGAAGUCCCAUUCAUGGCCCUGGAGGAGAUUGUGGCUGUCCUGGAAGAGCGAGUGUGUGACUGCCCUGAAGAAGUCCUCUGUGAAUUGGCAGAGCAUCUAUUAAGGCCUUUGACCAAGACGUACCAGGAGGUGGUUCGGACCGUAUUCAUGUCCUCCACCAGCUCCACUACGGGAGUAACCAAGAAGAGGAGUGUGAAAGACUUCCAGGAGGAGCUCUCCAACCUCUACAACAACAUCAGGCUCUUUGAGAAAGGGACCAAGCUCUUCUCAGAUGAGACUCAGGUCCAUAUUGCCAAGCACGUUCUGAAGACUGUGUGCACUGAUGUCACCAACAUCCUUGUGAACUUCAUGGCGGCUGAACUCAUGAUGUCCGUAGAGAAUCCCAACUCAAUCACCAACGAGGUGAGAUUGAAGAUAUUAGGAAAGCUUCCAGAGGAAACCAGAGGACCUCUUAUGAAAGUGCACAACAGUCUGAAUGGAAAAGCAAUUGAAGAUUUUUUAACCAGUAUAGAAACCGCGGUGGAGGUCUGUGGAUUCAUGCUGAAGAAGGGAGAUAAGAAAAGAGAACGGAAGGCCCUGUUCCUCCACCGGCAGGCCCUGGUAGAGCAGCUGAAGGAGGCGGAGGACCCAGCCCUGAUUCUCCACUUGACCAGUGUGCUGCUGUUCCAGGCCAGCACCAACUGCAUGCUGCACGCCCCCGGACGCUGUGUGCCCCAGAUCAUUGGCACUUUAGUGGGACGCAUCUCUGAGGAGCAGCACAGGCUGCUGACUGGCUAUCAGGCCCUGGUGGUGAAGCAUCUGGUGAGCCAGAGCCAGGGGAAGAAGCGGGAGCAGGGAGAAGGAGACAGCCAGAAGGAGGGUGAUGAGGAAGAGGCCAUCCGAAAGGAGUUGGUCUCCCUGACCAGUGAGGUGAAGGACCUGGUCCUCUCUCAGAAGACGACGUCUGGGGCUGAAGAGUGAAUUGGCUCGUUCAGCAUCUACUGCAUUGUUGUUGGUAAGGGCUGGCUGGUCUACAAAUCGCAUUGCUACAGCUAGUCACAAUGUAAUGCUGUAUAUCAGCUAACCUGAACACAAUUGUCUUACAAAGUGAUUUCUGGAUCUUACUUGUUUAGACAGAGGAUGGGUGUACAGCGUGAAUGGUCAUGUUGUGAAUUGUUUCACAUGGUCCAUGCAUUAUUUGUGGUAAAAUUCCUUUGUGCAGUGUCUCAUCUGAAUAACAUAAGUCCUCAAUAAGGUAAUUUAAUAACUAAUUGAAUGGCAUUAUAAAAGAAAAAACUCAGUUGAUUGGGCUAUAACAUAUAUACAAUAUAACAUUUUUGUCUUUUGGGCAGAUAUAAAACAUGGUAAUUCAGAAGUAACAAACGUGAUGUCAUACGAUAUACGUUUCUGUCCAUUUUUACAUCCGUUGUCUUUUCAGCAUGCAAAUACACAAACGCAACACAACAGCUAUUACUACAUGCGAUGGGGAGAACUGGAAGGUUUGUUUAUAGGUUGUGCAUUUACAGCCCACAUACUUGAUGUGCCAGUCUACAACCCACAGAGUUUGGACCGCAGGUUCAUAGUUUGCCUGAUGAUGCUUUUCUUUGCCGACUGAUUGGCCAGAUACCAUAUUAGGCUAGGAAACAGGAAGCCAACCUACUUCACAGUAUACCGCGGUGUAGCAGUUGAAGAAUGUUUGGUGAUUAGCAUUGUUUUCUGUCUGCGCCGGAUGUACGCUCGUCGUUAUUGGCAUUUUUAAUUGGUGUUUGUAUUGAAAGAAUGCCAUGAUGGGUAUCAGAUCAUCUCUUCCAAGGAAUUGAUGGUCCUCGGGAAAGAUUUGUGGGUGUUUGUGUCCAUUGAAUUUCAGAAGGGGAUGGGAGAUAUCAGUCAUACACUUGCUGGUCAUUUUCAGAGAGAGAAGGUGCUCUUUGAUCCUAUUCCGAUCUCAUUUGACACGCGUGGAUCCAAAAAGUAAUCGAGCAUCUGACCAAUUACGCAAGACUUUCGUUCUGGGUUAGCAGGGAUUAUUACUCGAGUCAUGACUUUUAGCUGCUGUCUCUGGUGCACAUGUACAUUAGCAGUGCUUGUUUGAAUCUGGCUCAUUGAUUUAUGAAUAAAAAUGUUUUCCUUUUACCACCUGUUUAAUAAAGCAGAAACAAUGCCUGAAAUAUAUAUUUUACAAAAAGGAAA